Carassius auratus (goldfish) is the source of this 747-nucleotide messenger RNA. RefSeq names its product E3 ubiquitin/ISG15 ligase TRIM25-like. The annotation marks the transcript as partial. The record is from RefSeq and is a predicted model, not a curated record. Lineage: Eukaryota; Metazoa; Chordata; Actinopteri; Cypriniformes; Cyprinidae. Gene Ontology annotation, molecular function: zinc ion binding. The transcript has 2 exons.
GGGAAGGAGAAACUGAAGUGUAGUUGAGCUGUCGUGUGUUGUGUGUCUCCGUAUUUAAGCAGUAAAAUGGCAGAAUUCAGAAUUUCUCAGGAUGAAUUCAUGUGUCCAGUGUGUCUGGAUCUCCUGAAGGAUCCAGUGACCAUCCAGUGUGGACACAGUUACUGUAAGAGCUGUAUUGAAGGCAGCUGGGAUCAGGAGGAUCAGAAGAAAGUCUACAGCUGCCCUCAGUGCAGACAGACCUUCAGUCCAAGACCUGCUUUAGCUGGAAACACUGUGCUGGCUGAACUGGUGAAUAAACUCAAGAAGACCAAACUUGCUGCUGACUGUGAUGCUGGAGCUGGAGAUGUGCAGUGUGACGUCUGUACUGGAAGAAAAUACAAAGCUGUCAAGUCCUGUCUGAUGUGUCAGGAAUCUUACUGUCAAACUCAUUUUGACCAUCAUCAGGAAAUUCAUUUGCGUAAGACACACAAAGUGAUUGAAGCCACUGGACGACUGCAGGAGAUGAUCUGCCAGAUACAUGAGAAACAUCUGGAAAUGUACUGUAUUACUGACCAACAAUGCAUUUGUGAGCUGUGUACAAAAUAUGAGCAUAAAAACCACAACACUGUAUCAGCCGCAGCACAGAGGACAGAGAAACAGAAGCAGCUGAAGGAGACGCAGAAGACGCUCCAGCAGAGAAUCCAGCAGAGAGAGAAAGAUCUCCAGCAGCUGAGAGAGACUGUGGAGUCUCAUAAGGUGAGUCUGGAG